UAGAGAUAGUGACUGAAUUCUUCACAAAAUAUAGUGUAUUUUGUAAAGAUAAGGCCAGCUUUGGCAGACAAAUGUAUUGAAGAAUCCCAGAUUUCUCAUGAAAACUUAACUUUAUACAUAUACUCUAGAAUUCUACCAUAAAUGCUCUCUGAGGUCAUUUUUUUUUCAUAGCUAGGGUUAACGUUUGUUGAAUUCUUUUGCUCUGUAGUGUUUUUACUUGGCAUACACAGAGGGCUAGAAUUAAAGGUCCUGCCUACUUUUACAAGGGAGAGAUCUUUCCAGCUUGCAGCAGAGAAAUUAGGCCUGCCUUAAUGCAGACAUGAGUGUCACAUCCCAUUCUGAACUUUUUUAUUUUCAGUUGGUAUAGGAAAUUUGCUUCAAGAUAUAUCAGUGAGAAAAUAAUCAUGUGGUAUAUUAAUCAUGUGUGUUUCUGUUUUCUUUUAGAAAAUAUCCUUGUAAUUUCUGUAUACAGAUAUGGAAUCGAUUUCUAUGAUGGGAAGUCCUAAAGUCUUAAAUGAAACUUUCUUACCAAAUGGCAGAAAUUUUAUCAAGGACACCAGUAAGAUUACAGUUGGCAUAAUUGGAAGUGGGGACUUUGCUAAAUCCUUGACCAUUAGGCUUAUUAGGUGUGGGUUCCACGUGGUAAUAGGAAGCAGAAAUCCUAAAUUUGUUGCUGAAUUCUUUCCCCAUGUUGUUGAUGUCACUCAUCAUGAAGAUGCUAUAGCAAAAGCAAACAUAAUUUUUAUUGCUAUACGCAGAGAACACUAUGCAGCUUUGUGGGACCUCAAGCAUCUACUAGUUGGUAAAAUCCUUGUAGAUGUCAGCAACAACAUGAAAGUUAAUCAGUAUCCAGAAUCCAAUGCGGAGUACCUGUCAUCCCUUUUCCCAGAUUCCUUUGUUGUCAAAGGGUUCAAUGUUAUUUCAGCAUGGGCACUACAAAUAGGACCAAAAGAUGCAAGCAGACAGGUUUACAUAUGCAGUAACAGUAUUCAAGCACGACAUCAAAUCAUUGAACUUGCUCGUCAGCUCAAUUUUAUUCCUAUUGAUUUGGGCACUUUAUCAUCUGCAAGGGAGAUUGAAAAUUUACCUCUUCAAUUGUUCACACUGUGGAAGGGACCAGUAAUAGUGGCUGUUGGCCUAGCCACCUUCUUUUUUAUCUAUUCCUUUAUUAGAGAUGUAAUACAUCCUUAUGUGAAGAAUCAGCAGAGUGAUUUUUAUAAGAUUCCUAUUGAGAUUGUGAACAAGACAUUACCAGUUGUUGCAAUUACUUUAUUAUCUCUAGUGUAUUUAUCAGGGCUCCUGGCAGCUGCUUAUCAACUUUAUUAUGGUACUAAAUACAAACUCUUUCCACCCUGGUUAGAGAACUGGCUGCAAUGUAGAAAACAGCUUGGAUUACUUAGUUUUUUCUUUGCAACAAUUCAUGUUGUUUACAGCCUCUGCUUGCCUAUGAGGAGAUCAGAACGAUACCUCUUUUUAAAUACAGCUUAUCAACAGGUCCAUGAAAAUAUUGAAAAUUCCUGGAAUGAGGAAGAAGUAUGGCGAAUUGAAAUGUAUGUCUCUUUUGGAAUAAUGAGCCUUGGGCUGCUUUCUCUGUUGGCUGUGACUUCUAUUCCUUCAGUAAACAGAUCAUUAAAUUGGAGAGAAUUCAGUUUUAUUCAGUCUACACUUGGAUACGUCGCUCUUCUCAUAAGUACUUUCCAUGUAUUAAUUUAUGGAUGGAAAAGAGCCUUUGAAGAAGAAUGCUACAGAUUUUACACACCACCAAAUUUUGUUCUUGCACUUGUCUUGCCGUGCAUAGUAAUUCUGGGUAAGAUAAUUUUGCUUCUACCAUGUAUAAAUAGGAAACUGAGAAAGAUCAGAAGAGGAUGGGAAAAAAGACAAUUUAUAGAGGAUGUAAGUGGAUCUGAUUCGUAUCCCUCACCAGAAAGAAUUACAAUCAUGUGAUCAUACAGUGAAAAUAUUACCACAAUAUUUGUCCUUUUAAAUGUCUGUAUUUAAUAUAGGUUUUAUUUUAGGCUGAAAUAUCUCAGGCAUUAAGUGAUGUUAUCAGAAAAUAAGCAAUACAGGUGAAGGCAGACAUUGCAUUUUCAGCAUAAUACAAAACAUGUACUACAUUUUGAAGGAUUGGAUUUCUGGGAGUAAAAGUGUUUAAGCCACUCCUAUUCCAAGACUACAGUUUUAAACAAAUUUAUCAGAGAGUAAUUUCCACUGAACUCAGUGGACUUUAUUCAGCAAAUUGUAACUUUUAAUAAAGUAAUUACUCCUCAGGUUUUAAAUAAUCAUAUUAACUACAAUUAAUUUUAAAUUGAUCAAAUUUUAACUUAUUUAUUUAUUAGAUUUGUAUAGCCGUCCUCUCACAAGUCUGACUCUAGGCGGGUCACAACAAAACCACAACAGAAACAGUAAAAGAUAAAUAAACACAACAGCAUACAACUAUCCGAAAACCAUGAUUGAAAAUUCAAUAAAACAUAAUCACAGCUAGUAAAUACAAAAAAUAUACAGUAUCUAUUUAAUAUAGCCAUUGCCAAGGCUCACCACUACUGCUGGAUCCCUAGGGACAAUGGCGCAGCCAAGUUUUCAGGCCCUUCCUAAAGGCCAGAAGGGUAGGUGACAGUCUAAGUUCUUUCUCUUGGCCCUGCCCAUUCAUUGGAGUGGGCAUGAUCUGUCAUAAAGGACAAGUUUAUUUCUCAGUUCAAACUAACUUUGGAUCUAUUUUAGAUCUCAGUCCUUCAAGAGAUAAGUCUACUGUGACACCUUUUAGCCAUUUGUUCCUACUGCUUUCUUUCUUGCAUUCUUAGUGCUCUGAUUAUAUCAGGCUGGAGAUGGGCUACAAGUUUGAGAUCAGUACCUGAUAUCAUUGGGCAGCGGAUACUACUGUUGGCCUUCAGGCCCUCUGAGGUGUUUUUUGUUUCCCUUGAUCCAGCAUUUUCUGCAGCCAAAGAUGUAGCUGAAUCUAGCUGUUAUUUAAAUUUAAUAUAGUACCCCAAACCAAGCGUACUGAGAAAUUAUGGAAAAUUGAAAAGUCAACCAGUGCAACUGGACUGGAGCAUUGCCACUAGAUCCAGGUAAGGCCUUCAGGCUCACUGAUAAAUACAGGGCCCCCUGAAACAAAAGGGAAAACAAAAGUGCAGUUACCUGCUAAAAUGGGGAAUAUAAAAGUGUACAGUACGGUGGUUCUCCUGCUUUGAAUCUGGGAAUCUCCUUGUUGUUGUUUAUUCGUUUAGUCGCUUCCGACUCUUCAUGACUUCAUGGACCAGCCCAUGCCAGAGCUUCCUGUCGGUCGUCAGCUCCCCCAGGGACGGGUCUGUCACCUCUAGAAUAUCAUCCAUCCACCUUGCCCUUGGUCGGCCCCUCUUCCUUUUGCCUUCCACUUUCCCUAGCAUCAGCAUCUUCUCCAGGCUGUCCUGUCUUCU
Molecule: messenger RNA, 3413 nt
Organism: Candoia aspera
Lineage: Eukaryota; Metazoa; Chordata; Lepidosauria; Squamata; Candoiidae
Gene: STEAP2
Product: STEAP2 metalloreductase
Exons: 4
Coding region: 475-1944 (489 amino acids)
Biological process (GO): copper ion import
Cellular component (GO): endosome; plasma membrane
Molecular function (GO): cupric reductase (NADH) activity; ferric-chelate reductase (NADPH) activity
Source: RefSeq, a predicted model, not a curated record